UGUCAAAAAAAGAAAAAUCAGAAUAUAUUGAGGGGAAGUAAUAAAAGGUUCUUGGGGAGCAGUCAGUAAACAAUCCCCACACACUUGUGUGUACCUCACUCCUACCAAGCCACUUUCCAUCUCAAAGCCAUGGCCUGGCUUCACCUGCACACGCCCACAGAACUGAAAGUGCUUACAAGUUUGUACCCCUCCAGACUGACUUUAGCCAGUGACUCACUGGUGCAGGAGUAUGAAAGCCCAGUUAACUUUCUGAACAAACUCAGAUAUCAUUUUGCUCCAGAGCUCUACUGCAAGAUCAGGCAAAGACUGGGACUUGGUUUAAAGGUGCUCCCCAGGCCGGGCACUGUGGCUCACACCUGUAAUCUCACCCAGCACUUUGGGAGGACAAGAUGAGCGGAUCGCUGGAGCCCAGGAGUUUUGUCAGAGGUGGGUAAACCACAGCAACUCCAUCUUAAAUAGAAGCUGGUAAAAUAAGACUGAAACCCAGAUGGUGUAGGCAUUUUAAGUCACCGGAUGAGAGAGGAGUUCAGCACAAAAUACAGAUCAUAAAGACCUUGCUGAUAGAACAGUUUGCCGCAAAGGAGCCGGCCAAAGCCCACCAAAACCAAAAUGGCGAUGAGAGUGACCUCUGGUUGUUCUCACUGCUACACUCCCGCCGGGGCGAUUACAGCUUACAAAUGCCAUGGCAACGUCAGGAAGUUAACCUGUAUGAUCUAAUAAGGAAGAGGCAUGAAUAAUCCACCCCUCAUUUAGCAUAUCAUCAAGAAAUAACCAUAAAAAUAGGCAACCAGCAGCCCUCAGGGCUGCUCUAUGCAGUAGGCAUUCUUUUAUUCCUUUACUUUCUUGAUAAACUUGCUUUCACUUUGCCCUGUGGACUCGCCCUGAAUUCUUUCUUGCGCAAGAGCCAAGAACCCUCUGUUGGGGUCUGGAUCGGGACCCCUUUCCUGUAACAUAUUUCUCUGUCCUGUAACAUAUUUCUGGCUACCACAGAAGGAACAAUCGUGCAGAAACUCUGACCCAGCAGCUACCUUUGGGUAAGUAUUGGAGUCUUCUAACAUAUUUCUGGUGAACCAUGGGACAAUACUGGAGAUACCUACUCCAACCCAAAGGAAAUAGACUGUUGCACCGACUGGAAGACUUUGGGUAAGUGGUGGGUAAAGAAUGGGAUUGGGUUAGAGGCCCAACUUAGCGGAGUUAGAGUCUCUCCUAAGACAGAAUGGGUUAAAGGCUCCUCUUAAUAAAAGGCAAGCAUGCUUGACCGGCCUCGGGUUAGAAGCCCAACUUAGGAGAGUUAGAGCCCCUUCUAAGAUUUAGGGGGUUAGAGGCCCCUCUGGGGAAAGUCCCUCUAGGCUAAGAACAGGUUGGGCACUAUAGGAUGUUAACUGCCAUUCUCUUUGGAUUAAUCUUCCUUGCACUUUGCUAUGGGUGAGAGGAUUAGGCAUGUUCAGGAUCAUGGAACAUGGGAAGCUUUUGCCUCCCUAGAAGGGGAAACUUAAAGCUGGUAGGAUUGCUGGAAAAGAUUCUUGCUCAACUGACAGUAGCCACCUAAACUUUUCAGUGUCGCUGCAAUGGGUGGGUCUUUCUCUGGCCUCCCUGAUCAGAUCACCUUCCCCGCCCUCCCACAGACAAUGCUCUUCUCUCUCUCCUUUCUCUUUCUUAACUUUUCUAUUACUAAGGGCGUCUAUCUUGCCCAGAAACCAGGUGUUGAAACUCCUAGUCAGAGGUUGGAUUAAAGAUGAUGAGGCCCAUCUGAGGGCAAAUUUAAUUAAGCCUUGCCAGUUUGAUAUUGGGUGCUAAGCAGAGUGGCUAAUGUCUAUGUUUUAUCAUGUGUAUUUUGCUCUGGCCAGAACAAAAAAUGCUUUUCCUUUAUGAUGUGGCUUGGCCCCCAAGGGGGAUGGUGCCACAAGCAGGAUCACUAGGGCCACUCAGGGAAAGGGAACCCAGAAGCCUGGCAUGCUGGCAAAAGGGCAAGACUUUCUUACCAGUCAGAUUUCUGGCUUCUCUCUCUCUGUACAAACAGUUGAAUGAAUGGGGGAAAAAAAUCAGUGUUUAUUUCCUCUGUAAAGUUUUGAUUAAUGCAAAAAAGAAUUCUAAGACUAGUCAGGCUGGUGUAUUUUGUGCUAUGAAUUCAUUUUUCUGUGUCGAGGGGUACUUUAGGAUAAAACAUGGGCUUAGAACACCUGUGAGCCCACUUUUCAAGAUGAACUAGCAUGCUGGUCAGCAACAAACUUGGCCAUAGGUCCCUGAAACAAAAAAAAAAAAACAGAUGAAGUCUCCACCUUGUUUUAUGUCGUUGGGCGCCUGACCUUUUAGCCACAUGGUGGUACCUUCUCUUGGUCUCUGCCUUCCAGGGAACAGGAAUUUUAGGGUUCAUGUUAUAGUUAGCUCUAAAAAUCAUAUUAAAUAGGCAUAGAGUGCACCAAGAUGGCUGCCCCCGUGGAUCUUGAGUUGAAGAAGGCCUUCACAGAGCUUCAAGCCAAAGUUAUAGACAUUCAAAAGAAGGUGAAGCUCGCAGACAUACAGACUGAACAUCUAAUCAGAAUGAAAAAGCAUGCACAUCUUACAGAGAUUAUGCCUUUGGUAGACGAGACUAACAUGUACGAAGGUGUAGGAAGAAUGUUCGUUCUUCAGUCGAAGGAAGCAAUUCACAACCAACUGUUAGAGCAGAAAAUAGCAGAAGAAAAAAUUAAAGAACUAGAAUAGAAAAAGUCCUACCUGGAGCAGAGCGUUAAGGAAGCUGAGGACAACAUCCGGGAGAUGCUGAUGGGCACGAAGGGCCCAGUAGGGAGCCUCUUGGGGCAGCUUUUCCUCCUGCUCCUCCCAUUCCUGGUGAGGGCAGAGGAGUCUCUGCAGGGAAGCAGCUUCUCCUCUACCCCGAAGGACACUAUCUGGAUGGCCUCGCAACGUCACAUUUUCUGCGUCACCCUGAGCCCCUUUUGCUUCCCAGCCCUGGAGUUUUUACCCUGGCUUUGCCUGCCACCUCUGCCCAGGACACUCUUCCCUCGGGGUGUGUGAUGAACUUCUAGGAGAGGAAAGAUGGGAGCCAGGGCAGAUAGGAAGCUCUGUCUGAGCUUUCCACUAGGCACGCCAGCCAGACCAAUAAAAAGUGUCAGUCCCA
Molecule: messenger RNA, 3118 nt
Organism: Callithrix jacchus (white-tufted-ear marmoset)
Lineage: Eukaryota; Metazoa; Chordata; Mammalia; Primates; Cebidae
Source: RefSeq, a predicted model, not a curated record